This is a messenger RNA of Prosopis cineraria, 865 nucleotides long. RefSeq names its product ubiquitin-conjugating enzyme E2 10. The record is from RefSeq and is a predicted model, not a curated record. The transcript is spliced from 5 exons. Gene Ontology annotation, cellular component: nucleus. The coding region runs from base 178 to 624 and encodes 148 amino acids. Gene Ontology annotation, molecular function: ubiquitin conjugating enzyme activity. Gene Ontology annotation, biological process: protein polyubiquitination. Lineage: Eukaryota; Viridiplantae; Streptophyta; Magnoliopsida; Fabales; Fabaceae.
GAAAUAAGAUCGGGGAUCGAUUCUGAAGCCGCCCCAGUCAUUUACAAAAGUCAUCUUCGCCUUCCACUUAUUUUUUUCUCUUUGUUUCUCUCCUCCUCCUCCUCCUCCUCCUUUGCAAAUCCGUUCCCAAAUCUAAAGGCUAGAGGAGGAUCUGUCGGUUUUCUCUUCGGUUUCGUGAUGGCCUCCAAGCGGAUCUUGAAGGAACUCAAGGAUUUGCAGAAGGAUCCUCCCACAUCCUGCAGCGCCGGUCCAGUUGCUGAAGACAUGUUUCAUUGGCAAGCAACAAUUAUGGGCCCUCCAGACAGUCCUUAUGCUGGAGGUGUUUUCCUAGUUACCAUUCAUUUUCCUCCAGAUUAUCCCUUCAAGCCACCAAAGGUUGCAUUUAGGACGAAGGUAUUCCACCCGAAUAUCAAUAGCAAUGGAAGCAUUUGCCUUGACAUACUAAAGGAGCAGUGGAGCCCUGCUCUGACCAUUUCGAAGGUGUUGCUCUCAAUCUGUUCCCUUUUGACGGACCCAAAUCCUGAUGAUCCUUUGGUCCCUGAAAUCGCCCACAUGUACAAGACAGACCGGAACAAGUAUGAGACAACUGCAAGAAGCUGGACUCAGAAAUACGCCAUGGGCUAAGACACCCGUGAGAUGAUGUGUGAGGGAGAUGCCCUUUAUUUUUCAGUGUUUAGGCCUAGCAGCCGGGUGUAACGUGUAAUGAAAACUUCAUGUCUUCAAUCUUGAAUUGAUUAUGGCGCCUCCAGUUAAAGAUGUGGAUGGGGCAUAACAUUUUUUUUCUACUGGUGUAUUGCAAUUUACAAACCUUGCUUUCUAUGACACUCAUGUGGGGCCUAAUGAAAGCGUAUGACUAAAUUCCUAA